AUGCUAUUGUUUCCUGGUUUGAAGCCUGUUCUUAAUGCUUCCACUGUCAUAGUAAAUCCUGUACGAGCUGUUUUUCCAAGACUAGCAUUUUCAACCAAAAGAUCCUUUCAUAACAUUAAUCGUCUGAAUGUUGAGAACGAAGUUAACGAUAUCGCAAAUAAGCCAAAAGAAGCAUCCCCUUCAGAGCAGAUGUAUAAGCCUCCAGAGUUCUCCCAAUUUGAAGGCUCUUAUCAAAAAGACUAUGAGAGAAUAGCGAAAUAUACCUUGAUUCCACUAACAAUGGUGCCUUUUUAUGCAUCCUUUACCGGUGGAGUCAUAAAUCCUUUGCUGGAUGCUUCUUUAUCCUCCGUUUUUCUAAUAUAUUUACAGUAUGGUUUCACAAGCUGUAUUAUUGAUUAUAUACCGAAGGAGAAGUAUCCAAGAUGGCAUAAAUUGGCUCUUUAUAGUCUUUAUGGAGGAUCUAUGUUGUCCUUGUACGGCAUCUACGAAUUGGAAACAAAAGAUAAUGGUUUUGUUGACCUGAUAAGGAAGCUUUGGAAUGAAAACGAUGACCAUCUGUAUAUAUUCGGAAGAAAUUGA
Molecule: messenger RNA, 579 nt
Organism: Saccharomyces paradoxus
Lineage: Eukaryota; Fungi; Ascomycota; Saccharomycetes; Saccharomycetales; Saccharomycetaceae
Gene: TIM18
Product: Tim18p
Exons: 1
Coding region: 1-579 (192 amino acids)
Biological process (GO): protein insertion into mitochondrial inner membrane
Cellular component (GO): membrane; mitochondrial envelope; TIM22 mitochondrial import inner membrane insertion complex
Molecular function (GO): transmembrane protein transporter activity
Source: RefSeq, a predicted model, not a curated record